CAGGCAGUUCGAAAAAAACCGAUUCUCGUCAAAAGACAACUCGCGCAUAGAUACUAUCCGCAUAGAUAACCAGCAACCGUAUCUUCUAUCAUUCGCCUCACCUUCUCGCCAAGCCACCUUUGAACUUUUCCUCUCAACGCAGCAAGAACGGGCCCUGUCACUACGAAAAUAAUCCGCCGCGCCCACUAUGAAAGCCAAGCUCCGCACCCCGGGCCCUGUCGAGGUUGUUAACCCGCUCUUCCUCAACCCACGCCCCAAGAUCGGUGGCGAGUACAAGGCGGCACUCAAGCGGCUCCUGCGAGCCAGGGCCGGCGGCAUACGCGAGGGGGACAAGCCGCUGCUCCAGGCCGUCAUGCCCACGCUCAUCCGCGCCGCCAACGACCCCCUCAUGCCGGACCCCGACCGCUUCUACCAGGACCCGGACUACUUCCCGGACUACACUGGAAUUCUGCGGUUGGUGCAGCAGCUGCGGGCGUGGUAUGGCACCCGAAUGUAUUUCUAUCGAUGAGAGGGGUGAGUGGUGAAUUC
This is a messenger RNA of Colletotrichum destructivum, 528 nucleotides long. RefSeq lists its product as uncharacterized. The transcript has a single exon. Lineage: Eukaryota; Fungi; Ascomycota; Sordariomycetes; Glomerellales; Glomerellaceae. The record is from RefSeq and is a predicted model, not a curated record. The coding region runs from base 188 to 508 and encodes 106 amino acids.